AUGGAUGGACCAGGUACUAUAACAUGGGAAGAAUUUGUUGAGAAUGCGAAAAGUUUUGCCCGAGUUUCAGAUGAAAUUUUGGACAGUUGGGAACUCCGUGGUGACAAGGAUCUACCUGCUCAGGCUUAUUUAGCACGUCGGGUAAAGACCUUUGUAACACGAGACUAUUUAGAUUGUCAGGAUAAUGUCGAAUCUACAAAAAAAUUAAUUAAAAAGGAUGGGCUUAAUGAUGAUGAUGAUGAUGAUGAUGAUGAUGAUGACUUAAAUGCUACUUUCCGGGAGUCAAUCCUGUGAACGUCGAGUUAGCACACAAGCUUGUACAUCACAAUGAUACGAGUCUGGGAUAUACCGAGCUGUCACAGGCCAUUCAUCCAAUUCUCGGUACGACGUUUCUUCAGCUUCAUCCUUGUAUGUCAAAGGAAUUAAUUCAAAAUACAUCAAAGAGCAAAAAUAAAUUGGUAAGCUGGCUCAGCGCUGUGUCACCUGCUGCAUUAAAUCUGCAAAUUGGAAAUGAGUAUUUCAAGCUAACGAAUUCCGAUUAUUAG
This is a messenger RNA of Cotesia congregata, 545 nucleotides long. Lineage: Eukaryota; Metazoa; Arthropoda; Insecta; Hymenoptera; Braconidae. The record is from the annotation of a GenBank genome assembly.